AUGUACAUGGACGGCAGCACAUCCCCCCUCAGCAGCUUGUCAGAGCUUUCUGAAGACGAUGACGACAUGUCAUCCCUCAGUUCGUUGUCUGAAAUGUCAGAGGACGGUGACGGUGAAGCCCACGAGGUCGUUACUGAUGGCAGGCUCGUGUCACAAGCAGCGGCUGCCAUCAAAGGUGAGGAAAAGAGCCACCUUCGCAAGGUAACAGCAGUACCGCAUCCUAAGACGGUGCUUCUGAAGCCCAGUGCUUAUCAACGCACGUCUGGCAAAAGUAAGUCUGGCAAACGCAAGUCUGACAGACAUACUUUGGGCAAGCGCAAGCAACAGCAGCGCUUGUUACAACACAUAUAUCACGACUUACAGUACUGGGCGGACGAAGCGCCGGUCUACAAGCUUCAAGGUGUCAACCUGCAAAAGCUGCAGAGCCGAACCAAGAAUGCGCCGAAAGACAAAGAGAAGGCGCGGGCGAUCAUUAGAGAGAUGGAGUCAUGGGAGAGCGACGGAGCGUCGGGAGUUUUUCAAGAUGAGGUGGGGAAUACCCUGGUCGCCUACUUUGGACGGCGUGUCAAGGCCGAGGUUAAUACUGACAGAAUGUCCCUUGAUCCUGUUGCCUACAAUCCAGGGCCUAAGGCGCCUUCUGCACUGGGGCGAUCCCCAGCAUGCUUGGACAAGGCUGAGAGAGACGGCAAAAAAGUAUAUUCAGACGGACUCAAGAGGGAGACCCUUGAUAAGGUGCAUGUAGCAACGCAGCUGCUGGUGCACCAUAUCGGCAUGGAACAUGCCAAGCGGGACGGUCGCCACGAUAAAGGCGACUUUUUAAUGAGGUACCCCAAGGACUGCGGUCCGCCUGGUGGUCCCAUGACCGAAUCUGAAGAUCGUCAAAGUUUCGUAUUAGAGGGCGUAGAGUAUGUAUACCAUGACUAUACCUUCACCUCUGAGACUACUGGCGUCCUACACCUGGUCCAUGGAUGGCCAGACCAAGCGCAUGACGCGACAAAGUACGGAAUCCAUCCCUCCAAAAACAUGGUGUCUGGACCCCACGGGGCACCACAAGUCCACGCAUACUUUAAUGCCACUGAGACCUUGGCGUUACGCUUGGCCGUGAUGUUUCGGAAGGCCUUUCCCGAGUUCUACAAGAAAUACCGGAAGGCGUUCGAUGCAGGCAAGUGGACAGUAGUCGAUCCUGGCCCCUUUCUUGGUAGAGUCAUCGUGUGGAAGUUGUCUGUGAGCCCACAUCAGGAUGGCCUAGACGAGGGGCCGGCUGUCAUCUUCCCAAUGGGGCGUUUCGAGGGCGGUGAAUGUUACCUCCCUGAUUUGAAGCUGAAACUUUCGUACCGCCCAGGGGAAGUUAUAAUCUUAAUGGCGGGCGCACUAUACCACAGUAUAGGAGAGUGGACGCCAGCCCCUGGAGUUUCAAAGGAUGGACUUACCCCAGGGCGUAUAGGUAAUGUCUGGUUUUUUCCUCAUUCCUCUUAUGAGGUUUUGAAGGACAAACCGGCCAAUUGGGCUCUUCAAAGUGCGGGGGGCACUAUAACCAUCCAAAGUCAUACCUAG
Molecule: messenger RNA, 1554 nt
Organism: Suillus clintonianus
Lineage: Eukaryota; Fungi; Basidiomycota; Agaricomycetes; Boletales; Suillaceae
Exons: 5
Coding region: 1-1554 (517 amino acids)
Source: RefSeq, a predicted model, not a curated record